GACAAACGGGUACAGCCACCUCCAUACUGCGAGUGCUACUGGCGGCCGCGGGCAAGGAGAUCAGAAUGCGGGCUGACUCGAAAGGGAAGAUACCUCUGCUGCUUGCUGUCGAGGCGGGGAACCAGUCUAUGUGCAGAGAACUGCUGAGUCAGCAAACAGCUGAUCAGUUGAAGGCGACCACAGACAACGGCGACACCGCGUUACAUCUGGCUGCUCGGAGGAGGGAUGUGGACAUGGUGCGCAUCCUGGUGGACUACGGGGCCAAUGUGGACUCGCAAAAUUCGGAAGGGCAGACAGCUCUACACAUUGCCUCUGCUGAAGGUGAUGAAACUCUAGUCAAGUAUUUCUACGGGGUCCGUGCCAGUGCUUCCAUUAUUGAUAAUCAAGAUCGGACCCCAAUGCACCUUGCGGCAGAGAACGGCCAUGCUUCCAUCAUAGAGCUGCUGGCAGACAAGUUCAAGGCUUCCAUCUUCGAGCGGACCAAGGAUGGCAGCACGCUCAUGCAUAUAGCCUCUCUCAACGGCCAUGCUGACUGUGCCAUGAUGCUGUUCAAAAAGGGUGUCUACCUUCAUAUGCCUAACAAGAACGGUGCUCGCAGCAUACACACAGCAGCAAGGUACGGCCAUGUUGGAAUCAUUAACACUCUUCUACAAAAGGGGGAGAAAGUUGACGUCACUACUUCGGACAAUUACACCCCUUUGCACAUUGCUGUGGAGUCUUGCAAACCGGCAGUUGUGGAGACAUUGCUGGGUUAUGGGGCUGAUGUUCAUAUAAGAGGUGGCAAAAACAAGGAGACCCCGUUACACAUAGCCUCAAGAGUGAAAGACGGAGAGAAGUGUGGUUUGAUGCUGCUCAAGUCAGGAGCUGGACCUAACCUAGCCACAGAAGACGGACAGACUCCCGUACAUGUGGCGGCAAGCAACGGAAACCUGGCCACUCUGCUUCUACUCCUGGAGGAUGGCGGAGACCCUAUGUUUAAAUCCAAGAAGGGAGAGACGCCUCUACAUCUAGCAUGUGCCAACUGUCACGCUGACAUAGCCAAGCAUCUCCUAGACUUUGUGAAAGCCAAUAACAGUACAGAGGUAUCGACUGGGUUUGCAAACACCGUAAAUGAAGAUGGCGCAUCAGCGCUACACUACGCGGGACAGGUGACGAAGGCUGAGAUUGCCCACAGAGAGAAUCCACUGGAAGAUAAGGAAGUUGUGAGAUUGCUAUUGGAAGCUGGAGGAGAUGUUAACAUCCAAACACAUAAGAUGAUGGAGUCAGCCUUCCACUACAUCGCAGUGACUGGCAACAACGAUACCCUGCUGGAGAUGCUGGCCCACAUGAGCUCUACGGAGGCUCAGAAGGCUUUGAACAGACAGAAUGUGAUGGGCUGGACUCCGCUGUUAAUAGCUUGUCAUCACGGACACACAGAUAUGGUUAACACUCUGCUGGCCAAUCACGCUAGAGUGGACGUGUUCGAUAUUGAGGGGAGGUCUGCGCUGCAUCUUGCUGCAGAACAGGGCUACCAACAGGUCUGUGACGCUUUACUGACCAACAAAGCUUUCAUCAACAGCAAGUCCAGAGUUGGAAGAACGGCUCUACACUUGGCAGCCAUGAAGGGAUUUGCAAACCUCUGCAAGUUCCUGAUCCAAGACCACAACGCCAUGAUAGAUGUGUUGACACUCCGCAAGCAGACGCCUCUACACCUUGCAGCUGCGGCUGGUCAGCUGGAAGUCUGUCGCCUGCUGCUGGAGCUUGGUGCCUCCAUAGACGCUACAGACGACCAGGGACAGAAGCCUAUACAUGUGGCUGCACAGAACAACUUUCCUGAGGUCGCCCAACUAUUCCUUCAACAGCAUCCUAGCUUGGUGAUGGCCAGCACUAAGGAUGGCAACACAUGUGCCCACAUAGCAGCCAUGCAGGGUUCAGUUCGUGUGAUCGAGGAGCUGAUGAAGUUUGACCGCACGGGUGUCAUAUCCGCCCGCAACCGAGUCACAGAGGCGACUCCGCUACAACUGGCAGCCGAGGGCGGACACGCUGAUGUGGUCAAAGUGUUGGUGCGAGCUGGAGCUUCCUGUACUGACGAGAAUAAGGCCGGAUUCACCGCAGUCCAUCUUGCAGCACAGAACGGCCACGGCCAAUCAGAUCCGCCAACCGGAGCUAGUCUUGUGGGCGAACUGGGCAACGAGUCAGGGAUGACUCCAUUACACUUUGCCGCAUACUCCGGCAACGAGAACGUCGUCAGGCUGCUUCUAAACUCUGUCGGGGUGCAAGUGGACGCAGCCACCUCUGAGAAUGGCUACAACCCGUUGCAUUUGGCUUGUUUUGGUGGUCACAUCACAGUUGUGGGGCUGCUGUUGAGUAGAUCCUCGGAUCUUCUACACUCCUCUGAUAAGCACGGAAAGACAGGACUCCAUGUUGCAGCAACCCAUGGCCACUACCAGAUGGUGGAGGUGCUGCUGGGACAAGGGGCGGAGAUAAAUGCUACGGAUAAGAACGGAUGGACGGCGUUGCACUGUGCUGCCCGCGCCGGCUGUUUCGACGUAGUGAGGUUGUUGGUUGAGUCUGGUGCAUCUCCCAAGUCAGAGACCAACUACGGGUCUGCGCCAAUCUGGUUUGCUGCCUCCGAGGGUCACAAUGACGUCCUGGAGUAUCUGCUGACCAAGGAACACGACACAUACAACCUCAUGGAGGAUAGAAGGUUUGUGUAUAACCUCAUGGUGUGCAGCAAGAAGCACAAUGAUAAGCCAAUGCAGGAAUUCAUCCUUGUGUCUCCAGCACCUGUGGACACAGCAGCUAAAUUGUCAGCCAUAUAUAUACAACUGUCUAGCAAGGAAAAAGAGCGAGCCAAAGAUCUAAUUUCGGCAGGUCAGUUCUGCGAGGGGAUGGCUACAGAGUUGUUAGCUCUUGCGGCCGGCGCAGACUCUGCAGGUAGAAUACUCACAGCUACAGACCGUAGAAACAUGGAGUUUCUGGACGUACUCAUUGAGAAUGAACAGAAGGAAGUCAUCGCACAUACUGUGGUCCAGAGAUACUUGCAGGAACUGUGGCAAGGGAGUCUCGGCUGGGCAGCAUGGAAGACGAUGCUCCUCUUCAUCACGUUCAUCAUUUGUCCUCCGAUUUUAGACUUUUUAUCGUUUCAUUACCUGUUCGGUCCUUGGGCCAUCAUUAUCGGUAAUCUGAUGAAAGACUUGGCCAGGUUUCUAGCCGUGCUGGCAAUUUUCAUUUUCGGUUUCGCUAUGCAUAUCGUCGCGCUGAAUCAACCGUUCAAGAAUCAAACUCCAGAGGAGAUCAGAGCGGGGCAGCACAACCACAAGUAUGUUCCUCCAACGUACGGUUACUUCGCUGAGGUGCGACUGAACCCAAUGUCUGCCCUGGAGUUCCUGUUCUUUGCUGUAUUUGGUCAGACAACGCCAGACAACUUGAAGACAAAAGACACGACACAGCCGGAGUGGACGUUGUACUUGUUCAAAUUUGUGUUUGGUAUCUACAUGUUGGUGUCGGUGGUUGUACUCAUCAAUCUACUGAUUGCUAUGAUGAGUGACACCUACCAGAGAAUCCAGGCACAAUCUGACAUUGAAUGGAAGUAUGGUCUGGCGAAGCUGAUUCGUAAUAUGCACAGAACCACAACCACUCCUUCCCCCAUCAACCUCAUCACAACUUGGCUCAUGUAUCUCCUCAGAAUAUGUAAGCGAAGAAUGAUGCAGAGGAAGAGGCCAAGUUUGGUGCAGAUGAUGGGGCUACAGUCACGCUCUCGAGUCAGCGCAAGAUCCAAAAUGGGCGCCAAGUGGUUGGCCAAAGUCAAAAAGGGACAGGUGGCGCCGAAAGAAUCCGUGGCGUUGAGUGUGGUUCACCUCAGCCCUCUCGGAUCUCAAUUGAGUUUCAGUAACGCUGCGACAAGGAUAGAAAACAUCAUUGAUUGGGAAAUGAUCGCGAAUAAAUACCGAGCUCUUAUUGGUGAGCUGAAUGAAUCCAACCAAUCAGGGGGCGACAACGGAGAACCAGCUAAUGCUUCCGGAGACUCUACAGCUCCAGCAAUGACCAAUCAGAGCUAAAAACCAACAUGUUGCAUAGAGUAUGAAGU
Molecule: messenger RNA, 4069 nt
Organism: Macrosteles quadrilineatus (aster leafhopper)
Lineage: Eukaryota; Metazoa; Arthropoda; Insecta; Hemiptera; Cicadellidae
Product: ankyrin-1-like
Exons: 25
Coding region: 66-4040 (1324 amino acids)
Biological process (GO): calcium ion transmembrane transport; GPI anchor biosynthetic process
Cellular component (GO): membrane; glycosylphosphatidylinositol-N-acetylglucosaminyltransferase (GPI-GnT) complex
Molecular function (GO): protein binding; calcium channel activity
Source: RefSeq, a predicted model, not a curated record